GAUCUGCAUCAACACAAUCCUCAUUCAGAUGAAAGCUGUACAUUCAGUAGCUCUGACCUGCAUAGAAAUACUGAACAGAACAUGAUUAAACAGGAAGAAGAGAAGGGAAUGGAGAGGAAGGUGGAUGCGAUGUCCUGCAACAUCAUCAAUGAGCUGCGGUUAGAGAAGCAGCUCUGUGACGUAGUCAUCAUGGUAGACGGCGCCAAGUUCCACGUGCACAAGAUCAUCCUGUGCGGCUGCAGCCCGUACUUCGUGGCUCUCUUCACCAACGGCUGGUACCCUCCUGAUAAGAUCAGCCUGGUGAACGACUGCUGCGCAUUCCUGAAGACUCAGCUGUGUCCUGAGAACUGCGUUAACAUCUGGCGUUUUGCUCACUCCCACUUCUGCGAGAAGUUGAAGCAGCAGGCCUUCCGGUUUAUUUUGCACAACUUUGAGAAGAUAGUGAGCCUCUCUGAGGAGUACCUAGACCUGACGGUCGAGCAGCUGAGCAAGAUCAUUGAGAAGGACGAACUGAACGUGAAACAGGAGAGCGUGGUGUUCGAGGCCGUCUUACAGUGGAUCAAACAUGCACCAUGGAAACGGAAAGCGCACAUAGGAGUGUUACUGCCCAAGGUGCGUCUGGGGCUACUGACGCACGAUUACCUUAUGAACAAUGUGAGCAACAACGUUUUAGUGAUGGACGACAUGACAUGUAAGCCGAUCGUCACCAGCGUUCUGAUGGGCAUCGAUGACCUCAACCCGAGCCUUUCUUUCAGCUCUGAUCUCACGAGAUUCCGCCUGCCCAGCGCCAUUCUGCUGGCCAUCGGUGGCUGGGGCCACAGGAAUCAAACCAAUGCCAUAGAAGCGUACGAUACGCGAGCAGCACGCUGGGUCAAUGUCACAUGCAACUACGAGAGUCCACGAGCUUAUCACGGGACAGUGUACCUGAAUGGCUUCGUGUACUGCAUCGGAGGACUCGACACUGAGGAUUACAGACAGGAUUACUUCAGCAGUGUGAGAAGGUUUGACCCCAUCACCAGAACCUGGGCUCAGGUGAGCCCCAUGCACUCUCGCCGGUGUUACUUGAGCGUGUGUGGGCUGGAUGGUCAUAUCUAUGCGAUGGGAGGAUUUGAUGGCAUUGAAUAUCUGAAUACGGUCGAGCGAUAUGAACCUGAGAAUGAUCGGUGGAGCAUGAUCGCGCCGAUGCACAAACGAAGGAGCAACUCUAGCGCUACAGUACUGAACGGCAAAGUAUACGUAUGCGGAGGGUUUGAUGGGAACGAGUAUUUAUUCACAGGGGAGUAUUAUAGUCCUCAGACGGGAGUGUGGACCCUCAUCCCCCCCAUGAUGAUCAGAAGGAGUGGACUGGGUGUGGUCGCGUACGGAGGACAGGUUUACGCUGUCGGGGGAUUUGGUGGUGAUAAUGAGUUAAGCGAUGUAGAGGUGUAUAAUCCUCAGACCAACAUGUGGAGAAAAGGUCCAGCCAUGAACAACCAGCGCAGCAACUUCGGCAUUGAGGUGCUGGAUGAUCUCCUGUUCGUUGCUGGAGGAUUUAACAGCACUACCAUCAUGGAUGAAGUGGAGUGUUAUGAUGAGCAGACUUCUGAAUGGCAUUCAGUCGAAAACAUGGGGUAUUCCCGCCGUGCUCUGAGCUGCUGUGUGCUGUCUGGUUUACCCAACAUGGCCGAGUACGCCGCACCCCGAGACGAUCCCUACGGAGUCCCUCAGAGCUCACGGAGCACCAGGGGGUACCUCACACCUCCUGCCAACGUCUGAGUACAAAUAAACCUCUCCCUUCAUCAGCAUCCUUUUGUUCUCGAGAAUCAAAUUAAACAUUCUGAAGCAGUCAAACUA
Molecule: messenger RNA, 1833 nt
Organism: Ictalurus furcatus (blue catfish)
Lineage: Eukaryota; Metazoa; Chordata; Actinopteri; Siluriformes; Ictaluridae
Product: kelch-like protein 10
Exons: 2
Coding region: 82-1755 (557 amino acids)
Molecular function (GO): protein binding
Source: RefSeq, a predicted model, not a curated record